AGUUCUGCAUUUACUGACUCCUAAUUAGAGCGCCCGGAGGCUCACAUUUAUUAAGGAAGUCAAAGUUUGAUGGCUGUCAUUUCUUCAGCUGUUUAUAUCUCACAGAGAUAGAUAAAUGGAUAUUUUAACUUUACUUAGUAUAGUUUCUGCCGCCUUUACAGGUUUGACCCAAGGAGCUGGUGUGUUGCCAGAUGGUCCUUUGAUUGCAGCUGUGGGAGAAUCGGUUAUAUUUACUACAACACUGACUCCCCAAGAAAACCAAUUUAUAGUAGUGAACUGGAAAUUUGGGGCAACAAAUAUAUUCACUUUCAGUAAUGGUAACUUUACUGAACCAGAGUAUGAAGGCAGGAUCACCUUCUUCAUGUCUACUGGAUCUCUUGAGCUCAGGAAUCUGACUCUUAACGACAGUGGAGAAUACAGUGUGGGUAUUUUUCCUUCGGGAAAACCACCGCUGGCUGGGAGCACAAGACUGAACGUUGAUGCGCGUGUUGCCAAUGUUUUGGUUACUUUAAACACCACAGACUUGGUGGAGUUCAACAGCUCUGUCCGUCUGUCCUGCUCCUCCUCUGGAUCCUCUCUCUCUUUCCUCUGGCUGAACAGCAGCUCUGAGGUUACAGCCAGUGACAGAGUUCAGCUCACUGAUGGAGGCUCCACUCUCACCAUAGUUAACAUAACCCGCUACGACCAGGGACCGUUCAGGUGUCGUGUGUCCAAUCCUGUCAGUAAUGGCACCAGUAAUCCAAUAACCCUCUCCAUCAGCUAUGGCCCAGAAGAUAUUAAUUUGACAAUAUCUCCGUUACAAGAAUACCAUGUGGAAGGGUCGGACAUCACCCUGUCCUGCUCGGCUAACUCCAGACCUGCUGCCCAGUUUCACUGGUUUCUGAAUGGAGACCUGCUGUCUGAUACUGGACCAGAGCUCAGACUAAUGAACAUCCAGAUGGGACAGAGUGGGAACUACAGCUGUCAGGCCUUUAACAACAAAACUCUGAGAUAUGAAACAUCUCAGGCUGCAGCUGUCUCUGUACUGAAGAUAAUAUCCGGUGCGUUUGUCACACCAACCACAAACCUGACAAUUGAAGGGAUCUCUGUCAACUUAACCUGUGAUGCUGCUGGCUCUGUCUUUACCAGAAACUGGAUGAAGGAUGGCUCAGAUCUGACUCUGGCUGAAAACAUGAACCUUUAUGACAAGAGCAAAGUGCUGUCUUUUAACAGCCUGAAAACAACAGACAGUGGGGAAUAUUCCUGUAAAAUCAGCAACCCACUCAGCAACGAUGAAGCUAAAUACAGCAUGGCUGUGAUCUAUGGUCCAGAAAAUGUUCAAAUCAAAGGUCAAAGUGAGAUACAUUUGGGAGAGUCCUUCACAUUAACCUGCUCUGCUGAUUCCACACCACCUGCUACCUACAUCUGGAAACUGAAUGGGACAGAGAUACACAAUUCUGCUAAGUUCACUAAGGACAACGCUGAACUCUCUGACAGCGGAAACUAUACCUGUCAAGUGAUGAAUAGUAUAACUGAGAGAACAUCGAUUGCAGUCCAUGGAUUGUCUGUAACAGCUAACCCAGUCAAACCAUCAGGCUGUUCGGGUGGUUGCAUCGCUGGAAUAGUAAUUGCAGUUUUAGUGGUCUGUGGAGCUGUUGCUGGUGGAGGGUACUGCAUGUAUAAAAAAAAAAAAUUGAUGAAAAAUCUCUCUAAUAAAAACACUGCUACCAGAACGGGAGGUGAAGGCCAGGAAAACUCUGCAUACUCAGCAAGUCAGGAGUUGAACUAUGCAGAUAUCAGUUUCGAAAACAAAGAUGGCGGGAGAGUCCAGCUGGGGUUACAGAAUAACCCAUCGGAAUACGCUCAGGUCAAAGUGAACAACAAUCCUCCGGCAGCAUCCUCCCCUCCUACCUAUGAUGCCCACCUGGAGCGAACAAAGAGGCCAGCUCCUUUGCCUGAUGACAAUCCCGCACAAGUCUACGCUCAAGUUCGCAAGAACUGACCACACUGCACAGGAUGGAUCAUCUGGUGAGGUUGAACUGGAGAAGCAGCUGACGUGUGGUUAGAGAAACCUGCACUUUCCUCUCAGUUCCCUUGACAGAGGAGUAAAUUAUGUCAAAGCACUUUAGCUGUGGUUAAUAAAUAACCAGGUAUUGAUAUGACUGAGG
Etheostoma cragini (Arkansas darter) is the source of this 2147-nucleotide messenger RNA. RefSeq names its product carcinoembryonic antigen-related cell adhesion molecule 1-like. The transcript has 10 exons. The coding region runs from base 116 to 1981 and encodes 621 amino acids. The record is from RefSeq and is a predicted model, not a curated record. NCBI's taxonomy places the organism in Eukaryota, Metazoa, Chordata, Actinopteri, Perciformes, Percidae.